Molecule: messenger RNA, 2780 nt
Organism: Exophiala viscosa
Lineage: Eukaryota; Fungi; Ascomycota; Eurotiomycetes; Chaetothyriales; Herpotrichiellaceae
Product: primary-amine oxidase
Exons: 2
Coding region: 337-2523 (728 amino acids)
Biological process (GO): amine metabolic process
Molecular function (GO): copper ion binding; quinone binding; primary methylamine oxidase activity
Source: RefSeq, a predicted model, not a curated record
CUUGCCCCUCCGAUGGCCGUACAUCGCGCAAUUCGUCCUUAUUGCUUCCCCGGGAAAACUUUCACGUAAGAUAAAAUGCAUGAAAGCUGGGGGCGAGCUCUUCCUCGGGCCUUAUCGCCUCGCCCGCGAGUGAUCGCCUUGCGGCCAACCUUGUGAUGCUGUACAAAGUACCCACGAUGAGGACAUGUCCGGCCCACAUUCAAACAGACAUGGGCCGUUCAACUACACCUCAUAACCAUCACUUCAUGUCAUAUUCUCCUUGCUCGUUUCUUCAAGUCAUUCAUUUGCAUUCCAGAACCUCUCAUUCCCUCCGUCUGAAGCCUGAAGUAUUUCGAGAUGGUCUCUACUAAUGGGACGAACGGUACUAAUGGCCAUGUGGUCCCUCAAAUCGUCCAUCGACACCCACUUGAUCAGUUGAGUGGCGACGAAGUCAAGGUCGUUCGACAAGCAGUUAUCAACGCUCGGAAGGCUGCCAUCUUGUUUCGAAAUGUCUACACCUUUGAGCCAGCAAAGGCUGAGCUGGUCAAAUUCCUAAAUGCCGAACACGCUGGAACUCUAUCAGCAGAAACUCCCCGGCCGCCUCGUCAAGCUCGUGCUCAAUAUGAUGUCGUCUACGAGGAUGGAAGCCAUGAAUACAUGGAGUCCGUCAUCGAUAUUGCCUCCGAGAAUGAAGUUAGCAUGAGGAAACCGGAAAAGGGCCUUCAGCAGUCACUUACCAUGGAUGAGUUUCAAGAGUUCAGCCGUGUCUGUGUGGAAUCGGACAUGUUCAAGAAGGCUGUCAAGGAGCUUAAUCUCGAUGCAGAGAAGUUCGACAUCGCCAUCGACCCUUGGCCGUAUGGCGGACCGGACCCUGGCGAGGUCACCCCUCGGUACACCCAAGGCUUAUGCUUUGCCAAAUUGCGCAAUGAGAACCCAGACACGAACCACUACGGAUAUCCUCUGCCGAUCAUUCCAGUCAUGGACACUUAUAAGCAGGAGAUCAUUCGCAUCGAUCGUCUAGCUACCGGCGGCGUGGAGAACGGAUUGAAGUAUGGUACCGCUAAGACAAACGUGCUCGAGCACUGCCAGCCCGCCGAAUACGUGCCGGAGCUGCUGGACACUCCUCUGCGCAAGGAUCUCAAACCACUGAAUGUGUUGCAACCCGAAGGCCCUUCUUUCACCGUCAGCGACGAUUCCCUUAUUGAAUGGCAAAAAUGGAGGUUCCGAGUUGGAUUCACUCCUCGGGAGUGCGCCGUCAUUCACGAUGUCACUUAUGAUGGUCGAAGCGUCCUCUACCGUCUCAGUCUGUCAGAGAUGACGGUUCCUUAUGGCGACCCUAGGCCACCUUUCCAGCGGAAGCAGGCUUUCGAUUUUGGUGAUGCUGGUGCUGGCCGAGCUGCCAACAAUCUGGCACUGGGAUGUGAUUGUCUCGGAGUUAUCAAGUAUAUUGAUGCCAUGCUUGUCAAUGCAGAAGGCCAGCCAUCCGUGUCGAAGAACGUGGUUUGUAUCCAUGAGCAGGACAAUGGUAUCGGCUGGAAACACACUAAUUUCAGAACCAACCGGGCUGUGGUGACGAGAAAUCGAGAGUUGGUUGUUCAGUUCAUCAUCACAUUGGCGAACUACGAGUAUGUUUUCGCUUACAAGUUCGACCAGGCUGGAGGUAUCACCCUGGAGACACGCGCUACUGGAGUCGUCUCAGUUGUCAACAUCGAUCCCGGCAAGGUUAGCCCCUAUGGCAACGUCGUGUCGCCUGGUGCCCUUGCACAAAACCAUCAGCACAUCUUUGCUGUACGAAUUGAUCCUGCUAUCGACGGACAAGCAAACACUGUAUUUACGGAGGAAUCGAUGCCCAUCCCGAUGAACCCGGAGACCAACCCAUUCGGCAAUGGAUAUGAAGUCGUGCGCAAACCCGUGACGAAGUCGACCUGGAUUCAAGCCUCUCCGUUCACCAAUCUGACGGUCAAGAUGGCAAACACCAACAAGAUCAACCCUAUUUCUCAGCGACCCGUUGCAUACAAAUUCAUCCCGUCGCCAAGUCAACUGCUGCUGGCGGAUCCAGAAUCUAUAAUGGCCAAGAGAGCAGCUUUUGCACAGCACCACAUUUGGGUGACGAAAUACAAGGACGAAGAGCUCUUUGCCGCAGGCGAGUUUACCAAUCAGUCACAAAAGGAAGUAGGCGGUGUUUCAGACGCCGUGGCUCGUAACGACGAUGUCGAGAACGAUGAUGUGGUUGUAUGGAACGUCUUCGGUCUCACGCACAACCCGCGCGUGGAGGACUGGCCUGUCAUGCCGGUGGAAAUACAUCAGCUUGAACUCAAGCCGGCUGACUUUUUCGAGAGGAAUCCUGCAUUGGAUGUCCCUGGGAGCAAGAACGUCAGUUCCGUUGAGUUUGGACGAGAUGCGAAUGGCGCUUGCUGUAAGGCUGAUGACACGAAUGGCACCAAUGGUCACAGUAAUGGUGACGUCCAGGCUGCUCCGACCUCACAUUUGCAGGGGACAGACACUAUCCCUGUCUCGCAAGUCAACGGUCAAAAUGGUCACUAGUGGUUGGUGAUAACGAGAUCGUUAGUAAUAAUGAAUACACACAUGCCGCAAGGCUGAGGCACCUGAUGCAACAUGUAGUGGUUGAUACUAAAAAUCCGCAGGCGUCAAGGAAGCCUAUUACAGGCAUUUGGCGAUCUAAAAUCCGGGGAAUUCGGCUUGUCGGUUCGCUCCGGAUCUGCCAAUAAGUGGCUUAACUUCGGGCUUGGAUAGGCAAUGCGUCAUCAUUGUCGCCUGCGACCUUUCGUGGUCGCUGAUUA